AUGAAGCUCUCCUUGCGGCUGCUGGAUGACAGCGACCCUUUCAAUGAGGUCUAUCCAGGCAAAAGCGUUUCAUUUGAUUUUGAAGAGGGUGUGGUGAUUGGAGAUUACCUUGAGGCUAUAGUCGCGCUCGUCAAAUGUCCACGCGAGAUUGGCGAUGUCACCCUUCAAGUUCAACGUGAUAAUCAGUAUCUUGACAAUGACUAUCCAAUCGAUGGUCAAAACGACGAUAUUGUACUAAAGGCGCACAGAACGAUCCUUGUCCGGUUGAGUUCAGAUGCACGUGCCAGAAAAUGUAUCG
This is a messenger RNA of Sphaeroforma arctica JP610, 298 nucleotides long. RefSeq lists its product as hypothetical. The record is from RefSeq and is a predicted model, not a curated record. The transcript is spliced from 2 exons. The annotation marks the transcript as partial. NCBI's taxonomy places the organism in Eukaryota, Ichthyosporea, Ichthyophonida.